This is a messenger RNA of Oryzias melastigma (Indian medaka), 2816 nucleotides long. RefSeq names its product nucleolar protein dao-5. The transcript is spliced from 12 exons. NCBI's taxonomy places the organism in Eukaryota, Metazoa, Chordata, Actinopteri, Beloniformes, Adrianichthyidae. Bases 496 to 2607 code for a protein of 703 amino acids. Gene Ontology annotation, cellular component: cytoplasm. The record is from RefSeq and is a predicted model, not a curated record. Gene Ontology annotation, biological process: protein linear deubiquitination. Gene Ontology annotation, molecular function: cysteine-type deubiquitinase activity.
UCGCACAUCAGUAUGACGUCACCGUCGGACCGAUCCGUGACCUGCUGCUCCUGCUAAGCUAAAGGGUCCGUGUGAACAGAUGUUCCGCGGGAAGCGCGUGAAAAUUUCGCGUUUUGUGCGCUGCUGUGCUCCUAGAGUCAACGUUAAGGUGUUGCGGGAACGCACCGCAUGUGGCGGCAUCGAGUCUCCCGCGCGGCAGUCGCUCCGGAGAAACGCGUGUUUGUGCGUUAAGUUUGCUGCAGCUAGCUGGCAGGCUAAAGAGGCUAACCUGCUCCACAAAAGUGAAACGAGAAGAGGAGCGUCGCGGUUUCAAGUUUUGGGAGUUUAACUUUAAAUUAAAUAAAGGUAUCCACGUUGUUCUCGUUGGUAGACAUGCGUGAACAGAGCGUGAACCUCAUCACCAUGGAUCCCUGAACUCUCGGGGCUUUAGCGGCUCUGUCUGGUCGUUUUUGGUUCAGAGGCCGUCGUCCCACACAACCAGGGGGGAAGCAGCAAAUGGGGAACAUUUGCUGUCGUGCUGAAAGUCCCUGUGCCACGGCAGAGGAAAAAAGCGGUUUGCUGAGCGAUGAGUCGAAGGUCGUGUGCAACAGUGUCAAGACAACUGGUGCUUGUGGUCCAGAAGGAGGUGAUGAACGGAGCCAAUCUCCAGAAGAAGAGGCCUGCAAAGUGCCUGUGCAUCAGUGUCCCGACAAUGAAGACACAGAGCCCAACAACACUCAGGAAAACGGACCCUUUCAGAACAAAAGCAUUCAGGAAGUGGCACCUUCUCCCAGCAAAAUACCCGAAAACUCCACCCGAGCACAAGACGACGACACCAAGGACGCCCCCGAUCGAGCUGAAACUCUACAGUGCACUUUAAACCCGCCGCAGAAAGACCCCCCCGCCGCGGACGCUGAGGUCAUCGUAGCCUUAAACGCAGAACCAAAAAAUGAGGAACCGACGUUCGCGCAGGAGAAAACCCCAAACGCCGACGCGGUCCGCUCCGAGAUCCUUUCACUUCCUGAGAAAAGCACGCCCGAGCACACGGCGGCAAACGCCACUGAGGAUGACGAAGGCUCCAAAGAGGUCAUCGCCGCUGCAGCCAAGCCAUCGGAGGAGUUAGCUCAGAGUGAUGAGGGAUCGGCCGUGCCAAGCUCUCAGCUCGCCGCUGCCGCUGACGGGGCGGCGCCCAUCUCUGCAGCCACACCCGAGACAGCGGCAGAAACUUUGAGCUGCGCUCCUCCAGAGGACCCAAACAUCAGCAGCUCUUCAGUGGGCGAGGAGGACGCUUCUGAGGACGUGGAAAGCCAUAAUGUCUCUCAGAUCUGUUCUCUCGAGGAGGGAAAACAGGAGAAAGAUGAGGACGAAGAGGAGGAGGAGGAGGAUAUUUCAGUGAAAGAGCCAGACGCCACGUCUCCUGCAGAUUCCAAGGACAGCUCAACGUCUGAUCAGGAUGCACAGCUAGAUCCAGAGUGUUCCAGCUCUGCGUGCUUGGACCAAGAAGUUUCCUCAGAGGAACAGGAUGCCGAGGAAGAAAAGCUCCCCAAAACGCAGGAAAUGGACAAAGCAGAGAAGGAUGAAGAAAAGGAGGAUGAGGAGACGGAUCGUCUUCAGGCUGAGGUGACUGAGGAUGAAGAGCAGCUGGAAGGAAGCUCCCACGGAACAGCCGAAGCCGGACCUGCUGCAGGGACAGAAGCUGGUCUGGGAAGCAGUGAAGAAGAUCUUUACAGAGGAGAAGAGGAGCUGUCUCCAUCAGUGGAAUCCUCUGAUUUAGAAAUUUUCAAGUCGGAGGAACGGUGCAGCCUGUCUCCGGCUGUGGACGUUUUGUUCUACAGCGAGAGGGAGUGGAAGGGGAACACCGCCAAAAGCGCUCUCAUUAAAAAGGGUUACAAAGAGAUGUCCCAGAAGUUCGGCAGCUUAAGGAGAGUUCGGGGCGACAACUACUGCGCCCUCAGAGCCACGCUGUUCCAGGUGUUGUCCCAAAGCACGCACCUGCCCGCGUGGCUGCAAGAGGACGACGCCACCAUGCUUCCAGAGAAACUGGAGUCCCAGGAAGGCCUGAUAAGCCAGUGGAGGUUUCCUGGAGACGUCACAGGAGACGCCAGCCAGCAGCUGAAAGGAUACUUGGAGCUUCUGAGAAAAACGUGGCGAGCGGCGGUGGACUGCACCUCUGUGGCAGAGCGGCAGCAGCUCUGCGAGCGAGUCUUCCAGUGCGGAGAUGAGGAACUUGGACUGCUGGAGGCGCUCAAGCUGCUGAUGCUGGGCAGAGCGGUGGAGCUGCACGGCCGCAUGCAGCGCGGGGAGGAAGACGUUCCUCUCUUCUGCUGGCUGCUGUUCGCCCGAGACUCGUCCGACUCUCCUCGUUCCUUCCUCUCCAACCACCUCAGGCAUGUGGGGCUCACCGCCGGGCUGGAGCAGGUGGAGAUGUUCCUGCUGGGCUACGCCCUGCAGUGCACCAUUCAGGUAUUCAGACUGUACAAGGCAGACACGGAGGAGUUUGUCACUUACUACCCAGACGACCACAAGGACGACUGGCAGACCGUGUGCCUUGUCACCGAGGACGAUCGCCACUACAACGUGCCGAUUCUGAAAACCGCAGAGCCGCAGGAGGAGCCGGCCUCCAGGUGAUCGUCGUUGCAGGGAAACGCGCAUCCCUCAGGUCGAUUGAGACGAUACGUUUAUGCCAAUUAAAGGGAUCACUUUGGAGAAAUUUGCUUCUUGGCCUGCUUUGAAAACUAAGCGGAGAAACUAAACUUCAGCCACAAGCACCAAUCAAAGCACAUUUGAUGAGUUUUUGCCUUUUCUUUAAGAAUUAUUAAAGAGUUUGUCUUUCCUAA